Molecule: messenger RNA, 1662 nt
Organism: Rotaria sordida
Lineage: Eukaryota; Metazoa; Rotifera; Eurotatoria; Philodinida; Philodinidae
Source: the annotation of a GenBank genome assembly
AUGGGUAACAAAAACUCGACAAUAACCACUAAUGGUCACUCAUCCUCCGUAUCCACUAAAAAUAAAUACAAGAAAUCAUUACCGUCACCAUUGCCUGCUACUAGUGGACCAGCAGCAAUUACCACUAAUAGCACUGCCGUGCUGCCUCAUUCUGUUCGUCGUAUUCUACAAAAUUUUCUUCUCAUCUGGCUCGAUGCUAAUAUUGAUGAGUCGAAGAAAGAUUUUAAAAAUUCCUUAAAACAUCUACGGCAUAUUGUGGCAUCAAUCACGACAUUUACUGAUUCUCAAGAGUGUGUUAAUGUUCUCAGUGAAAUUAAAAAAGAAAAAGUAUUUAUGAUUGUUUCUGGUUCAUUGGGACAAUAUAUUGUACCAGAAAUUCAUACAUUGCCACAAUUGGAUUCUAUUUAUGUAUUUUGUGGCAAUCAACUGCUUCACGAAGAAUGGGCUAAAACAAUAUCUAAAGUGAAGGGUGUUUACACUGAUAUCGAGCCAAUUUGUAAAGCCAUACAAAUCGAUCGUGAACGAUGUGAUCAAGCUAUGAUCUCGAUUAGUUUUCGUGGCAUUGAUCCGUUGUUUAUGUAUACACAAUUGUUUAAAGAAGUUCUCUUGGAAAUAGAUGAUGAUGACACUAAAUCCAUCAAAGAACUCGUUGAUUACUGUCGUCUUCAAAAUGAUAUUGCUGAAGACGAGAUUAAAAAAAUCGAACAAGAAUAUCAUCAUCAUUCACCUAUUUGGUGGUACACCACGCCAUAUUUCAUCUACUCGAUGCUUAAUCGAGUGUAUUAUAACAUCGGCGAGUAUUCGAAAGCACUUUCAUUUUACGAACAAGCACUUGAUAUUUCCAAAGACACUCUCCCUCCAAAUCAUCCUGACUUGGCUGCUUGUUACAACAACAUCGGCUUGGUGUAUUAUAAUAUAGGCGAAUACUCGAAAGUACUUUCAUUGUACGAACAAGCACUCGAGAUCCGCCAAAAAAGUCUCUCUCCAAAUCAUCCUGAUUUGGCUGCUUCAUAUAACAACAUCGGUAAUGUUUAUAACAACCUUGGUGAGUAUUCUAAAGCUCUUUCAUCGCACGAACGAGCACUCGAUCUCCGCCAAAAGACUCUCCGUCCGAACCAUCCUGACAUGGCUGCUUCGUACAACAACAUCGGUAAUGUGUAUUAUAACAUUGGUGAGUAUUCUAAAGCACUUUCAUCGCACGAACAAGCACUCGAUCUCCGCCAAAAAACUCACCGUCCGAACCAUCCCGACUUGGCUGAUUCCUACAGCAACAUCGGUAAUGUGUAUUAUAACAUGGGCGAAUAUUCUAAAGCACUUUCAUCACACGAACGAGCACUAGAAAUUAAGAAAAAAGCUCUUCCUUCAAAUCAUCCUGACUUGGCUACUUCUUACAACAACAUUGGACAAGUGUAUAAAAACAUGGGCGAGUACUUGACAGCACUUUCAUAUGUCAAACGAGCAUUUGAUAUUCGCCGAAAAAAUCUUCCUCCAAAUCAUCCUGCCUUGGCAGCUUCCUACAACAGCAUUGGUAGUGUGUACUGCACCAUGCGAGAAUAUUCGAAGGCACUUUCAUCGCACGAACAAGCACUUGAUAUCGCAACAAAAGUUCUCCCUCCGAACCAUCCCGACUUGGCUACUUCACUAAAACAUGUUACUGCCUAA